Chrysoperla carnea is the source of this 1005-nucleotide messenger RNA. RefSeq names its product deoxycytidylate deaminase. Gene Ontology annotation, molecular function: zinc ion binding; dCMP deaminase activity. The record is from RefSeq and is a predicted model, not a curated record. NCBI's taxonomy places the organism in Eukaryota, Metazoa, Arthropoda, Insecta, Neuroptera, Chrysopidae. Bases 137 to 787 code for a protein of 216 amino acids. The transcript has 4 exons. Gene Ontology annotation, biological process: dTMP biosynthetic process; dUMP biosynthetic process. Gene Ontology annotation, cellular component: cytoplasm.
UUUGAAAAUACUUUUCACUUUUGAAAGAUAAAAAUACUUAUUUUAUUUUAUAGACUGACAAUUGAUAUUGUAAUAAUAAUAAUUCUAGUUUUUAUUAGAUCACAUAUUUAAAAUUUUAAAUGUCUAAAUUUUGAUUAUGGAAAGCAAUAAUUCAAAUGGUGGUGAUAAUAAUGAUUUAUUAUCACAAGAAUGUGCAAAACUUCGAAUAGCAGACAAAUUAACAAGUUGUGAUGAAGCACCACGUGAUGUAAAUCGUAAACGAACAAAUUACAUAGAUUACGAUGAAUAUUUUAUGGCGACAGCUUUUUUAAGUGCAAUGCGAAGUAAAGAUCCCGUUACUCAAGUUGGAGCGUGUAUUGUAAAUAAUGAUAAGAAGAUUGUUGGAAUUGGUUAUAAUGGUAUGCCCAAUGGUUGUAGUGAUGAUGAAUUUCCAUGGGCUAAAGAUUCUAGUGAUAUUUUAGAAACGAAAUUUGUAUAUGUAUGUCAUGCUGAAUUAAAUGCAAUUUUAAAUAAAAAUACAGCGGAUAUUAAAAAUUGUACUAUGUAUGUAGCUUUAUUUCCAUGUAAUGAGUGUGCUAAAGCGAUUAUUCAAUCUGGGAUCAAAGAAGUGGUUUAUAUGUCAGAUAAACACGCUCAUAAACCUAAAACAGUUGCUGCAAAAAGAAUGUUCAAUGCUGCUCAAGUUAAAUACAGACAAUAUACACCUAAAAGAAACGAAAUUUUAAUAAAUUUUAAUGAAAUUAAUUGGAAUCAAAAUCCACCUAGUCCAUCCAAACAAGGUUCAUAACGUUUAUAAGUGGAAGGUUUAUAAAUUUAAAUUUAACGAUACUGAGGUUCACAAUAACACAUGUAAAUGGAGGUGCACAGUAAAAAAAUUUAAUGAACCAAGGUGCUCAGUCAAAUUACAGAACUUUACCAAGACGCCUUUAUAGACCGAUUUAAUUAUGACUUUUUUAAUCUUGUAAAUAGUAAAAUAUACAAUCAAUAUAGGUUUUAUCGCGUGUA